Messenger RNA from Poeciliopsis prolifica (blackstripe livebearer), 1398 nucleotides. RefSeq names its product vesicle transport through interaction with t-SNAREs 1B (gene vti1b). Gene Ontology annotation, biological process: regulation of protein localization to plasma membrane; intra-Golgi vesicle-mediated transport; intracellular protein transport. The record is from RefSeq and is a predicted model, not a curated record. Gene Ontology annotation, cellular component: late endosome membrane; Golgi apparatus; SNARE complex. Gene Ontology annotation, molecular function: SNARE binding; SNAP receptor activity. Bases 126 to 809 code for a protein of 227 amino acids. NCBI's taxonomy places the organism in Eukaryota, Metazoa, Chordata, Actinopteri, Cyprinodontiformes, Poeciliidae. The transcript has 6 exons.
UCUCGGGGUUCUGAUUAUAGCCGAAGCAAAACUGUCGGAUUUUCUUCAGCUCGCAAUUGUUUCUGUCUUGCUCGAAAAGCCGGAGUCUCGCCAUAGGCCCCAGCGGACCUACGUUUAAAGUCGAAAUGUCGUCGGAAGAGUUUGAGAAGCUGCAUGAGAUGUACAGGUCGCUGUAUGACGAGCUGAAGCUCAUUCCGGAGAGGGCUUUGACCAGCCACGGAGAAGAGAGGAAGAAGCUGGUGAGGACAUUUGACGAGAGACAGGGGGAGGCUGAGGAAGUGUUACAAGGAAUGGAAGAGGAGUUGCGUGGUGCUCCUUCUUCGUACAGAAACGCGAUGAGUGCAAAGCUGCGCCUCUACCGCCGGGAUCUCGGCAAGCUGCAGAGGGACAUGAAAACCUCGGCGCCAGGGUUCAGCUCCUCGUCCCAGACAGUCCAGGGAAGCCAUCCGAGCAUUUACUCGUCUCAAAAUCAACAAAGUACACACUUGCAGUCCCAGAGAGCUCUUCUACUCCAGGGAACGGAGUACCUGAACAACGCCAGCCAGAGCAUCGAGCGAAGCCAGCGCAUCGCCGCCGAGACGGAUCAGAUCGGCACGGAUAUUAUCGAGGAGCUGGGAGAGCAGCGGGAGCAGCUGGACCGGACCAGAGACAGACUAAUGAAUACAGGAGAGAACCUCAGCCGGAGUAGAAAAAUCCUUCGUUCCAUGUCACGACGCCUGAUGACGAACAAGCUGCUGUUGGCCGUCAUCAUUCUGAUGGAGCUGGGCAUUCUGGGUGCUGUGAUCUACCUGAAGUUCUUCCGAAAAUGAAGAGAACAAUGUCACCUGCAAACAGGCGGAGCUCUGAAUCCAGAGCAAGCAAAAUCCCGUGGACGUUAAACUAAACACUCUCUUUCAGCUGUUCGGUAGCAAUAAUACUACGAAGUGAUGAACUUUUUCUAAGACUUGGUCUGUAUCCAUCGGCUAUUGGGACGAGGGUGUUGAAUAUUCAAAGCCGCUAAUGGGGCAAACCCGCAGAAACGACCCCGAACAGACAUUUGCGCUCUUCUCGCCGUCUCUUAACGCCAGUGAUGUCCAGCAGGACGAUGAUCUGGACAUGUGCGCCGGGUGCCACGAAGCUGCAUCAACCCUCCUUGCCUAUCGUUGAAGGAAAGUGAAAACUGACAAGAGAUAGAAAUCAAAGAAUUGACACCAGCAGACUUUGUUUUUGCGGCGUUGUGCCGGUUUUCCAAAUCAGAGCAACGCCCCAAAACCAUUAGAUGCUGAAUGUGAACUGGGAGUGAAUGGAAGGCCUUCAUGCAGCUGCUUUAUUCCUACAGUAACUGUACAUUGAAUCAGUGUACUCUCAGGAGUCCUUAUUUAAAAGUAUUCAUGUAAUUAAAGAUUGUAUUUGACCUCA